This is a messenger RNA of Microthlaspi erraticum, 1257 nucleotides long. The record is from the annotation of a GenBank genome assembly. Lineage: Eukaryota; Viridiplantae; Streptophyta; Magnoliopsida; Brassicales; Brassicaceae.
AUGUGCAUCGGAUCUGGAGGUGCUUGUGGAUAUACUCAGAGCUCAAGUAGUUUCACGUGCUAUAACACAGAAGGGACACAACAAAACAGUCCUAGAAAGAAGAAGGGUCUCUCUGCUGCAGCAUUCGCAGGCAUUGUUGCUGCUUCUGGAGGAGUAGCGGCCAUACUUAUAGCAGGAGCUUUGUUCUGUCUCAUCAUCCGGAGAAGAAAGACUUCAGAUUAUCCGAAACAACAGAAUCUCAAGGCCCUUAUUCCCCUGAAACACUAUAGCUACAUACAAGUAAAGAGAAUGACAAACUCAUUCGCUGAAGUGGUUGGCAAAGGCGGAUUUGGAACAGUCUAUAAAGGAACCCUAUGUGAUGGCCGUACUGUUGCGGUGAAGAUCUUGAAAGACUCAAAGGGAAAUAAUGGUGAAGACUUCAUCAACGAAGUUGCAAGCAUCAGCAAAACCUCUCAUGUCAACAUUGUUGACCUGCUUGGAUUCUGCUCUGAAGGUUCCAAGAGAGCAAUCAUUUACGAAUUUUUGGAAAAUGGGUCUCUUGAUCAGUUCAUCUCAAGAAAUCCCUCAAUGAACAUGGAUUGGAUGGUCCUGUACGGGAUAGCUCUAGGCGUUGCUAGAGGUCUAGAGUACUUGCACUAUGGCUGCAAAACGAGGAUCGUGCAUUUCGAUAUCAAACCUCAGAACGUGUUGUUGGAUGGGAAUCUUUGUCCCAAAGUCUCUGACUUUGGCCUCGCUCAGCUCUGCGAGAGGAAAGGAAGCUUGAUGUCACUACUGGACACAAGAGGAACGAUUGGUUACAUUGCACCAGAAGUGUUUUCAAGAAUGUACGGUAGGGUCUCUCACAAGUCAGAUGUGUAUAGCUACGGAAUGUUGCUCCUUGAGAUGAUAGGAGCAAGGAACCAGGAAAGAGCUGAUCAAACCUCUGCAUCUAACGCAAGCUCAAUGUACUUCCCUGAAUGGAUAUACAAAGAUCUUGAGAAGAGAGACAAUGAAAGGCCAACAGAGAACACAAUCAGCAGCGAAGACGAGGAGAUAACAAAGAAGAUGACACUAGUAGGUCUGUGGUGUAUUCAAACUUCCCCUUUAGAUCGUCCAGCGAUGAACAGAGUUGUUGAGAUGAUGGAAGGAAGUGUUAAUGCUCUUGAAGUCCCUCCAAGGCCUGUUUUCCAUAUUCCACCUGCACCACUUCAAGAAUCUUCCACACUCUCAGAGAACAUCUCAGUUUAUACCGAUUAUGAUCCAUCAGUACUCACAUAA